This is a messenger RNA of Protopolystoma xenopodis, 1347 nucleotides long. Lineage: Eukaryota; Metazoa; Platyhelminthes; Monogenea; Polystomatidea; Polystomatidae. The record is from the annotation of a GenBank genome assembly.
AUGCAUUUACAGGCAGUGUUGAUAUCUGACUCCGACCUUCGCCCGAGUUCAUUGGAUCAGAACGGCGAUUCUGGUGGAGACCUGGAUGGUCUAGUGUAUCUGGACAUCCAUGGAGACUGGGAGACUGAGGCAGGGAGCCCGAGAGAGGAAAAAAUUGUUGAUGAGAAUGAUGACGGAGAUGGAAGGGCAAUGAGAGGAGCAAAUAGUGACGAUGAAAUGGAUGCUAAAGUUAGGUGUGGGUCUCAAGGCAGUAGUGACUCCUCUGGCAAUGACCAACAUUUGGUCGAAGCCUACCCAGGCCAACUUGAUUCACUCACCCGGUCUAACUAUAAGUUAGGAUCGGCUGGCAUGCAACUCCCGUUACUCCAGUCUUUUCAUAGCCAGCCAACUAGUUCUACCGAUCCUCAUCUCGCCGUUCGCCAGGUUGGCUAUGACCUAUCCAAGGCACCACAUCAUCACAUUGGCCAUACUCAUCACCGCAAUUAUGAGUUGCAGCAUCAUCAUCCGCAAAAACAGAGCCACCUUACUGGGCAUCAUGUGAGUGAUCAAAGCCAGCGACUUAGCGAAGAAAUUGUCAAUAGCGAAGAAGAGAAUUUGAGUGAGAAAGUUGAGGAAGAGGCGGAAAAAGAAGAGCGAUGUCGAAGACUGGAGAGUGAGGAAUCUAGUCAAGAAGAGGAAGAAGAGGAUCAGGAAGAAGGGGCCUGCGAAGAUGAUGUUGUUGAAGAGAAAGAGGAGGAAAAUCAGAAGCUUCACUCAACGAGAGCCAGAGGCCACUGUGUUAUGACUUCUAGGGCUGGCAUGGGUCGGCCUCAAACUUUGGAGGCUAGACAUUUGGUGCAGACUAAUUCAUGCCAGGAAUAUCAGCCUCGCUCUAGUCUACCCAUCACACCGAAGGCGGGCUUCACCCAUAGUGUACUCCAACAGCAUCUGCCUAGCCACAAGCUUCAGCAGCCCCAACACAAUCCUCGCCAAAAUCUGCGACAGCUUCAGCGUCGCCAGCCUCGGCAAAUACUACAAGCUGAAUCUGGUCAUCCAAAAGAGACGCAUCGCAAUACUAGAGCCACUUCGGUCGCUUCCACUACGUCUGCCACCAACUUGACUAUUACUACCUCUUGGCGGCCAUCUACUGCGCCUCAGCGCGGCUCUGCUGCUGCUGCGACUGUUUCCGUAGCUGCUCCCAGCUCAGCCCUAGCAACUGGCAAAAAGCAUCAUCCAGUCGCCAGGACGCGUAUCUCCCUGGUCGACCAACAGAAACAGCGCAUUGGCCAAACCCUGCCCGGCCAAAACUGCUUUCUUUCCAGAAAUCAGUCGGUUCUUCUAGGUAGCAAGUUGACGCCCUCACGGUAA